CAGCAAUUGAAGAAACAACUUGUUGGUGAACUGAACAAAUGUUAAAUCUGUUGACUUAAGAUGUCAUAAAGAGUGAAAGGAAAAUAUGAUGGAUAUCAAAGAACAUACUUAAACAUAAUUAUUGGUAUAUAUUAAAUAUCAAAUGAUAUAAUGUCGGAGAAGGAAAAGGAGGAUAUAUUUGUGAUACCAUUGAGUACUGUGGGGAAUGGUGUUGAUAAUGGGGGAUUUAGGACUAGCACUCCGGAGCCUGAAGUGGGUUUCUCCCUGGAGGUAGGGGAUGACAAUGUUAUGGCUGGACAAAACAAGGAAAAUGAGACAUCGUUAGGGCAUGGAUUAUCUCUACCCGUCACCUCCACUUUGGCUCCUGAUAAUGUCCAAAAUGGUUCAAUGUUGGCGUUAGCUGACCCAAACCCUACCCCUUUAAGUGAUAUCAGUACCACAGAUAGUCAGUAUGAAUUAGUAAAAGGAAAAACAGAGGUGAAUGAACUGAUUGAAAUUCAAGGUCAAGCUGGACUUGAUUUGGAAAAUGUUGAAAAACGUGAAUGUGGCAUCGGGCGGUGUCGUCCUAUGUGUCUUCAACAAUGCGCCAAUAUUAAAAUGUUUGUUUUUGCCAUAUGUGUGCUCUCAGGAGUAUCAUCUACGCUAACUGUUGGAUAUCUAAAUGGUGUUAUAACGACAAUUGAGAAAAGAUUUGAAAUUGGAAGUACAAUAUCUGGACUCAUCGCAGCAUCGUAUGAGUUUGGUUCCCUUAUAUCUGUGAUUUUUGUAAGUUAUCUAGGAAGUACACGCCAUAUUCCCAAAUUCAUAGGCGUAGGUGUCAUAUUCAUGGGAAUAGGAUCAUAUUUAUUUGCAUUACCCCAUUUUAUAUCAAAACAAUAUUCAACGCUUAACACAGACUUACUAUCCAAUGUAACAGAGGAGAAUAUCUGCCGGGCUUCCUCUCAGAAUCAAGAAGAUCUCCUGGCAACAAAGUGUGUUGACGAGGGAAGUGGCAACUGGGUAUAUGUACUUAUUCUCAUUGCGGCUCAGAUUAUGAUCGGCAGUGGAAGUACACCGAUAUACACUCUUGGGACCACAUACGUUGAUGACCAUGUCACAAAAGCAAAAAGUCCAAUUCAUAUAGCCCCAAUGUAUGCCAUGGGUGCCCUUGGUCCUGUACUUGGAUUCGUCCUUGGUGCCGUCCUCCUCCAAUACUACGUGGAUAUCUUCUCCAUUGAUUUCAUGAAGUUGAAGAUUAACCCCAAUGACCCCCAGUGGAUAGGAGCCUGGUGGACAGGGUUUCUCAUUUGUGGAACCAUCUUCUUUUUCGUAUCUAUACCUUUUUUUACAUUCCCAAAACGAAUGAAACUGGAAUUGGAAAAAAAGGCUCUUGGAGAAAAGCUUAACAGGCCUGAGAAAGUACACGAGCUUCUUGCAGAACCUGAGCAAACAGCUUCCCCAUAUGGAAAAAAUAUUAAAGACAUUCCUAAGUCCAUGUGGAAGUUAUGCAAGAACCCUGUGUACAUGCUUAUCUGCCUUGGCAGCUCCUGCGAAAUAGCCAUCGUUAGUGGCUUUGUGGUCUUCUUGUCAAAAUAUUUAGAAACUCAGUUCGGGAUUUCAAAUUAUGAAGCAAAUCUUUUCACAGGAUGUGUGGCUAUUCCUGGUGCAUUUAUUGGUAUAAUUGUUGGAGGAUACAUCUAUCAAAAAUUUAACUUUUCCACCAAAGGUGCUUUACAGAUGACAUUAAUUCUUGGGUCCAUCACCUUGGCCCUCUUUGCAGUGCUCUUUUUUCUUGGAUGUGACAACCCAAAGUUUGCAGGUGCCACCCGUCCAUAUUUCAACAGCUCUGGUCAUCAACAGUUUGAAGCCAAUCUGACUUCCACAUGUAACAUAGACUGCGAUUGUUCGCAUAAUGAUAUAGAGCCCAUCUGUGGUAUCAAUGGUAUGACCUACUUCUCUCCUUGCCAUGCAGGCUGCAAACAGUUUAUUGGAAGUGAAGACUUUGAUGACAAAGAAAAACUUACAAAUUAUAGUCAUUGCAAGUGCAUAUCAGAUUUGUCAGAAGAGGAAACCACCCCAGAGGUUUUGAUGUCACCCCUUGCCAGAAGCGGGCCAUGUAAGAUGUCCUGUAGAACUCUAGCUCCUUUUAUGGUUGUUCUGUUUUUUAUGGUUGUAGCUGUGUCAGCCACCCAGAUCCCUCUUCUAAUGCUCACUAUGAGAUCAGUCAAUGAAGAGGAAAGAUCAUUUGCCCUUGGUAUGCAGUUUAUCAUAUUUAGAUUCUUUGGCUACAUUCCUGCUCCUAUCAUGUUUGGUAAUGUCAUCGACACUACAUGCCUCCUAUGGCGUAAACAGUGUAACAUUAAUGGAAACUGCCUGAUGUAUGACAUUGUCAACUUUAGAUACAAAUAUUUAGGUGUUACAGCUGGCCUGAAGUUUGUUGCCAUGAUGUUCUUCCUCAGUGUCUGGAUCAUUGUGAAGACACAACUUAAAAAUAACUCUGACGGAGCUAUGGCUGUUGAUAGCACUGCAGGAAAUGGCAGGGGACCCGUCUCUGACGCAACCACUCCUACAGCAGAGGAGGAUCAGACCCAACAGGCAAACCCUCUGAACCUUACAAAGAAACAGUUGAAAUAUCUUCACAACAGGCAGUUGAAUAGUAGCUCAAAUGAUGAAGGACGGAGAGAAGUGAGAGACUACAGUAAUGAUGUAUAUGGAGGAACCCUUGCGUAGGAAACCAUAGUAUAAAGGCAAACCCAAUUUAAGGCCUGAGAAAAUAGCCUUCAUAGUCACUGGAAGGAUGGUAGAAAACUAGAAAAUUUUAGAAGAAGAGUUGGCCUUUCUGUGUCCCUGCUAAAAUAGUAUUGCUGUGAAAUGAUUUACAUGUCCAAAUUAGUUCUAAUUACAAUGGGGAUUGACACAUCAUAUAUAAACCAGUAGAAAUGAAGCUUUCCUAACCCUACUAGUUACCUGCUUUAGAUUUAAUACACAAUGACCACUGAUUAUGGGAAAACAUAUCAUCUGAACAAACCAUGAUAUUAGUAUUGGACCAUUCUGUAGUGUUGAUAUAAUUUUUUUAGUUUUAUAUUUCCACAUGACCCAAACAUUUGUAUAAGACAAGUGUUAUAAAUGGUUUGAGCUGUGAAGUCAGGGUGUUCCACAUAGCCACUAUUCUGUUUAAACUAUCAGCAUCAAUGAACAAUGAAAUAUCAGACAACUGGUUGCAAAACGUAUAUGUAAGACCCAUACAAUGUUCAAAUCAUAUUUUAUAUUUUGUAUGGAUACAUGUAUUGUACAGAUGUUAGAGUCAUGUGCAGUUGUUAACCACUUUGAUAUUAUUUGCUUUUUGUUUUUAUACACUGUAAAUGACAAGCACUCAAGUGGAUUAUUUGUUUUGAUACAUUUGAGAAGCAGUACUGUGCCAUGCAACAAAAAUACCUGUGAUGAAGAAAUCAAUGUUCAAUGAAUAUAAAGUAUUUAAAUAGUAAAUAUUAUAUAUUAUUUUGUUAAGUUUGCAAAUGGUAUAACAUGUAGUGUAGUUUUAUAUGAAAUCUUCUUCAUCUUAGAUAAAAACAAGUUAUAAAUAGAAUCUGAUAAAAGAACAGGUGAUUUCAUUCUGUUUCAGUAAUAGGGAAAGCACAGCUAAGACAAAGAGUAGUGUCUCUAAAUUAGAC
Owenia fusiformis is the source of this 3650-nucleotide messenger RNA. The record is from the annotation of a GenBank genome assembly. Lineage: Eukaryota; Metazoa; Annelida; Polychaeta; Sabellida; Oweniidae.